AUGGACGGCUCCGCAAUCACGUAUGCCACGUCGAAAGACUGGAUCGAUAUCAUGAAGAACCGGAGUAAAGUUCGCAUGCACGAGCUAAUCGAACGGCUCGGAUUACGCGCCAAAUGGUCUUCGAACAAGCGGGGCAAGACCAACUUUGAAUCUGCAUUAGUUAGGGAAUUGGUGCAAGAUAUGGGCGACAUCGUUGCAACGUUACCAAAGGAGUCGGACGACUUGAUGAAGCGUCUCAGCGAAGAGAAUAGCUUGAAGCCCGAGGUCGAUGCACUUGUUGAAAAGCAUGGUAGUAGGAUCUGGGGCAGGGUCGGUGACAGGGAGCACCUGAUCACAGCGAAUGAGCCUGGAGUAGAAGAGGGCGUCUAUCCAAGAGAUGUAUACUUUGAGAACGAGGAAGAUAAACAGCUCAUACAUAAGCUUCUACAUUGGUGGAUAGGGCUCAAAGCGUGCAACGUCAUCUUGGCGCGUGAGCGUUUGGACCGAGAGCGAAAGAAGAAGGAGGAGAAUCGAAAGGCAAGAGCUGAAGCCGAGCUCAACGGGCAAAACGCAAGUGGUGAGAGCAGCACGCCCGCAUCCUUUGUCGCACUUGCUCCCAACUCGGUAUUUCAAAGCGAGACAGUAUCACGUGGAAGUCCAAUCUCCUCCACCGCCAUGCUAACCCCUUCGGAACCCGGUGGAAGUCCAACCGCGGGCUCCCGCGAGGGUCUUGGGCUUAGCUCCGUCAACAGUGGCGCGCCGGGCGAGAAUGGUAACUUGAGAGCAGCGACACAAAACGAAGCGGCGCCUCACAAAGUGAUGGAAGGCGUGUGGGAUAAGCUGGUAGCAGGAGGUGGAAGCAGCCCGCAACAGGCGAACUCAGCGUGGGCUGCAGCGAAUGCUAGUGCGGCGCAGGGCGCAGACAGCAAGCUUGCCGUGCAGCAGCCAAUUGCGCAAGCCAACCAAGCCAACGUUGACAGGCAGAUAAGCGUUGAAGUGGCCAAGCUUGUCGCGAGUUUCCGCUCUGAUGACGCGGCUUUUGAAGACAUACCCCAGCAGAAUGGCAGUACACCGUAUCGGGGGUUGGACUACGACAGCGUGCGAGCGCUUCGAUCUCUCCUCUACGACGAGGAGUGCAGCGUUCCGUGGGACGAAGAGACGCUCCUCAACCGGGUGGAGAAGGGUUGGAGAGAAGGCGUGCGAGCGGACUACGACAAGAUGGUGGAAAACAUUCCGGUGUUCAUCGCAAGGGAGCGCGCCGUUCUCACGUGGAUCGAGCUUAGACGACACCUUGCAGCGCUCGACCGUGCAGACCGACGCUGGAACUCGGAGGGCCAAAGCGCGCCUGAAAUCGAGAGGCGCAUCCAGCAGCAUAGAACGCUCAUGGGCGCGACACAAACCAUCAUGGCGAACUUUGAGGACAUUGGACAGGGCUUCGGCCUUGGCUACGGACUGAUGGUGGACAGAGAUGAACUGCUUCGCCAAGCCUUUGUGGUUCUGGCGGGCGACAAGUUGGCGGCGGAGCUGGCGUGGAAGCCGAUCGAGUUCACGAGGGUGGUGAGCUGGCUCGGAGAGAGCGUGGAGCCCUUCCGCAAGACUGAAGAGGAAGAGGGAAAGGGUACGCUGUGGUAUGUCGGGUAG
Ascochyta rabiei is the source of this 1620-nucleotide messenger RNA. RefSeq lists its product as uncharacterized. Lineage: Eukaryota; Fungi; Ascomycota; Dothideomycetes; Pleosporales; Didymellaceae. The record is from RefSeq and is a predicted model, not a curated record. The transcript is spliced from 3 exons. Bases 1 to 1620 code for a protein of 539 amino acids.